Chara braunii is the source of this 849-nucleotide messenger RNA. NCBI's taxonomy places the organism in Eukaryota, Viridiplantae, Streptophyta, Charophyceae, Charales, Characeae. The record is from the annotation of a GenBank genome assembly.
GGGAAGAAGAAAAGAUUUGAUUCCACUCAACGAAGGAGACCGUCCGAUCUCCGCAGAUGAGGAAAAUAUCAGAGCGGUCGGAAGAAUGACAAAUGUCGCUUUCCGGUUAGGAAAAGUCCACGCCUUGGGGGAUGUACUAGUGGUACUUAAUGUGACCUCAUACGAUGUGCUUCUCGGACUUCCCGCUCUCAAUGCCCUUCAAGCCGUCUCACCCUCCGCACGACGACAGGCGGGAUGCCUGCUGGACGAUUUGCUGAUCGACAUCGUCUCGCACUGCGAUGAGAGCCCGGCGCCGCAUAUUCUUCUGCGCACUCUGACACCGUAUCUACAGUGGUCGGCAUGUUUGGAGGGUGGUGAGGACAACUCUAGCUACCCAUCACACGGUAACUACCUGAACCCCGCAGGGAUAGUCGACCUUCUCUUCGUGGAUCGAACGUCGGAAGAAGAGGAAGAAGAAGAGGCGGAGGGUGAUGAAUCGGAAGACACCCCCGAAGAGGACGAAUAUUACAGCGAGCACAGUGAGCAUGAGUCGGGGGCAAUAAGUGAAGAGGAGGAGGACGACGAGAGCAAGGAAGAAGAGGCGGGACAGGUGGGAACACAGGAAGAGGACCCUGCUGCAACCGAACGACGCCGGGCAGAAAUCGCGGAGGGGAAAUGCACGUUGGAACAGACGGAGGGGACUGAUUUACCGAUCCCGGAUGAUCCAACCAGAGAUCCGGAGCCGCCAAUAGAGGAAGAUGAGCGCUGCGCCGCAGAGACUUCGAGCGCGUCGACACGGAGGCAGCGAAGCCGAUCCCCCUACCCCUCCCUCCGUCCCUAAGUUCGAGCACGUGCCGAUGUGGGGCAUCG